This is a messenger RNA of Thunnus maccoyii (southern bluefin tuna), 2278 nucleotides long. RefSeq names its product programmed cell death 4b (gene pdcd4b). The transcript has 12 exons. The coding region runs from base 164 to 1588 and encodes 474 amino acids. Gene Ontology annotation, cellular component: cytosol; nucleus. The record is from RefSeq and is a predicted model, not a curated record. Gene Ontology annotation, biological process: negative regulation of DNA-templated transcription. NCBI's taxonomy places the organism in Eukaryota, Metazoa, Chordata, Actinopteri, Scombriformes, Scombridae.
AUCAGAUUAGGAAAACACUGAGCUACGUGCCUGCGUUGCUGGGUAGAUAAAACAAAAAACAACAGUGUUCGUGUCAGAGUUUGGAGCUAGGACACAACAACAGACGGUAACCUUUGAAAUUCCUUUGUUUGCACGCUGCAAAAUCUAUUUUCUGUUGUAAAACAUGGCAACCGACUGCGAGGCCUGGCUGAACGCAAACCCUGUUGAGGCUGAGGACCUGAGUGACUCCUUUGUGUCUGGAGAUGAAGACAACGGCAGAGCGGUUAUCGCCAACAAGAACAUCAACAAUGAGAUCAAUGGCAACUGGCUGUCCUCGUCUAGCAACAGCAUCCACGAGGCACGUCUCAAGGCGAAGGCCAAGAGGAGGCUGAGAAAGAACUCCUCCAGGGACUCUGGCAGGGGGGACUCCCUCAGCGAUAACGGGGAUGUGGUCAGGGGAACUUCGGCUGCACCCACCAGCCCCAAGAGCAAGCUGCUGGACAGAAAGUCUCGACUGGGCAAAGGCAGAGGCCUGCCAAAGAAAGGUGGAGCUGGAGGUAAAGGUGUGUGGGGCCGAUCUGGUGAAGUUUAUGGACCAGAGGAGGUAGAUGAGAAAGACCCCAACUACGACGAAGCUCAGGAAAACUGUGUGUAUGAGACUGUGGUCCCCCCGCUGGAUGAGAGGGACUUUGAGAAGACUGUCACCCCCAUCGUGCAAGAGUACUUUGAACACGGAGACACAAAUGAAGUAGCGGAGCUGCUCGCGGAGCUGAACCUGGGGCCCAUGCGGUGCGAGGUGCCCUCACUGGCUGUGUCACUGGCCCUGGAGGCCAAAGCCAGCCACCGGGAGCUCACCUCCAGACUGCUGGCUGAUCUGUGCGGACCCGUUCUGUUCUGCGGCGACAUGGAAAAGUCCUUCGAUAAACUCCUUCGAGAGCUCCCCGAUCUGGUCCUGGACACACCCGGAGCCCCGCAGUUGGUGGGCCAGUUCAUCGCACGCGCCGUUAGUGACCAAAUAUUGUCCAAGAGCUACAUCGAGGGCUACAAAGGCAGAGUUGACUGUGAAUACACAAGGGCGGCGUUAGACCGGGCAGCAGUGCUGCUGAAGAUGAGUAAGGGUGGGCUUCGCAUAGACAACCAGUGGGGCACAGGCGGGGGCCAGAGACCUGUCACACAGCUCAUCAAAGAGAUGAACCUGCUGCUGAAGGAAUACAUCCUGUCUGGAGACAGCAAGGAGGCUGAGAGAUGCCUCAGAGAUCUGGAGGUUCCCCAUUUCCACCACGAGUUUGUCUAUGAGGCGAUAGUGAUGGUGUUGGAGUCCAAAGGAGAGAAAACAUUCAAAAUGGUUCAGCAGCUACUCAAGUCACUGUCUGUGUCCUCCAUCAUUACUGUGGACCAAAUGAGAAGGGGCUAUGAAAGAGUUUAUAUGGACAUCGCUGAAAUCAACAUCGAUGUCCCUCGUGCAUACUUCAUCCUGGAGCAGUUUGUUGAUAAAAGCUUCAGUAUGGGAAUCAUUGACGAAAAGUUAAGAGAUCUUUGUCCUUGCCGGGGCCGGAAGAGAUUUGUCAGCGAGGGAGACGGCGGUGUUGUGAAACUUGAAAGCUACUGAGGAGUCCUUUUUAUGUGCCAGAUUUCCUGAAAAGAGGAUAAAGCUACUUUUUUACUUGGAUAUUUUUCAAAAUAGUUGGGUACAAAAUUUCCCCUAACAGUCAAACGAAUGUACAUUUCUGAAAUUGGAGGCGGGGUUAAAGAAAAACAAGACAAAAACAAAACUGCACUUUUGAUUGAAACUGAAGUAGAUCACUUUCUCCAAGGUGUUUCAGUAUAAACAUUUCCAUAAGCUAACCCUCAAAGUGCCACACCUCUCAGUGUCAGUCAUUCCAUGUUGUUUUGUACAGUAUUCUCUUGAUUUCACUGCCACUCCUUUUGUGUUUUCUAGAAAGCAGUGUUUGUACAGAGAUGACUGGUUUGUGUCAAGAGCUUUAUAAAAGGGGAAUAAAAAAAAAUAAAAUAAAGGAGAGCAUGUUUGUGAAAUGCAAUACUUGCUCCCUCACUAGCUGCUGUUUCUAUGCCGUGCUUGACUUUUUUUUUUUUUUUUUUUUCCUUUUUACCCUUUAAAUCACACAAAGAUGUCAUUAUUGAAGGUAACAAGACAUGAGUAUAGUGCAAAAACAAAUACCAGUCAGGAUAACUUCAACAAAUGGUGUUUAGAUUGUUUAUUUUUAUAUGUGGGGAAUACUGGUGUAUAAAAUGUACCACGUAUCGAUCCCUGUUUGUUCAUUAAAUCACUAUUAAAUAA